This is a messenger RNA of Neogale vison (American mink), 926 nucleotides long. Its product is annotated as immunoglobulin lambda-1 light chain-like. Bases 60 to 761 code for a protein of 233 amino acids. The record is from RefSeq and is a predicted model, not a curated record. Gene Ontology annotation, cellular component: MHC class II protein complex. Gene Ontology annotation, molecular function: MHC class II protein complex binding. The transcript is spliced from 4 exons. Gene Ontology annotation, biological process: peptide antigen assembly with MHC class II protein complex; immunoglobulin production involved in immunoglobulin-mediated immune response; antigen processing and presentation of exogenous peptide antigen via MHC class II. Lineage: Eukaryota; Metazoa; Chordata; Mammalia; Carnivora; Mustelidae.
CCUGAGAUGAAUCCAGCCCGGCCAUAGGACUUGGAGAGUAGAAUUAAGGCAUCUCCACCAUGGCUUGGACUCCUCUCCUUCUUGGCUUCCUUGCUCAUUGCACAGGUUCUGUGGCCUCCUAUGUGCUGACUCAGCCCCCAUCUGUGUCAGUGGCUCUGGGACAGACAGCCCAGGUCACCUGUGGGGGAAACAACAUUGGAAGUAAAUAUGUUCACUGGUACCAGCAGAAGCCGGGCCAGGCUCCUGUACUGAUCAUCUAUAACAGCAACAAACGGCCCUCAGGGAUUCCUGAGCAAUUUUCAGGCACCAAAUCUGGGAACACGGCCACCCUGACCAUCAGUGGGUCCCGGGCUGAGGAUGAGGCUGACUAUUACUGUCAGGCAUGGGAUAGCAGUUCUGGUGCUCCCGUGUUCGGCGGAGGGACCCAGCUGACCGUCCUAGGUCAGCCCACGUCCGCACCUUCGGUCACGCUCUUCCCGCCCUCCUCUGAGGAACUCGCCGCCAACAAGGCCACCCUGGUGUGCCUCAUCAGUGACUUCUACCCCAGCGGCGUGACGGUGGCCUGGAAGGCAGACGGCAGCCCCGUCACCCAGGGCGUGGAGACCACCAAGCCCUCCAAACAGAGCAACAACAAGUACGCGGCCAGCAGCUACCUGAGCCUGUCGCCUGACAAGUGGCAAUCUCACAGCAGCUUCAGCUGCCUGGUCACGCACGAGGGCAAAACCGUGGAGAAGAAGGUGGUCCCCUCACAGUGCUCUUAGGUCCCUGAGACUUCCAGGGAUGGGGGCCUUCCUCUCCCAGAUACCCCUUUGCCAGCUCACCAUGCCCCCCUGAGUCCCCACCCAGGUUCUGCUCAGAGCAGGCAGGUCACAAUGCCAUCCCUGUUUAUUAUUUGCUCAAUAAAGAACUCAUCAUUUAUCAUCUGA